Messenger RNA from Guyanagaster necrorhizus, 861 nucleotides. RefSeq lists its product as uncharacterized. NCBI's taxonomy places the organism in Eukaryota, Fungi, Basidiomycota, Agaricomycetes, Agaricales, Physalacriaceae. The record is from RefSeq and is a predicted model, not a curated record. The transcript has 3 exons. Bases 1 to 861 code for a protein of 286 amino acids.
AUGGCGACGUCUCUUCCCGUUGAAGUUGUCACCGAAAUUCUUACCUUUGCGAUUGCGGUUCAUCCCAUUCCUGCAAAUAUUCUGUGUGCACACACUCUUUUUAGACAUAUCGGACUCCAAACCCUCCACCAAAGUCUCUGCUUCCGCUCUUCCCUCCAGCUGCGACGAUUUAUACACUAUCUUCGUGCAUCGCCACUUGCUUGCACCCCUCUCACUCUCACUCUCGAUAUCGCAGGUGGCGCAUCUGAAUCUAUAUUCCCUACUUUGGACUCCGCAUUUACCCAAAUAUCUCUCGAUGCUGCUUGUCGGAAAGACCCCAAAGGCCGUGUGAUGCUCAAUAAGUUGCAUCUAAUACUACACUCGCAUAUGCGCGAUGACAAUUUGCAUAUGGUGUAUGUAGCCCUGAGCAAGGCAAACCCUACGAAAUUCAUCUGGACAGGUCCCGAUCCGCCUCAUCAUUUCUCUACUGCUAUUGUUCCCAGAGCUGUAUCCCAUCUCUUCAGAGCGUUAUCGACGUAUACCAAUCUGCUCUAUCUCAAACUAACGAAUAUUACUUUUUUCUAUUCGGAACCUCUAGUCUUCCCGAAUAUACCCUCUUUGCGGUCCUUUUACCUAGGCCAAGCUACUUUUCUUCCAGCCGCCACAGUGGCCGCUUAUCUUUCCUUUCAUUCGAGUGCACUCGAAAGUGUACGUUUGGUGGAUGUUUAUUCCGAGAGUAUAUGGGGUCCUCGUAUCCGCAAGAAUGAUAUAUUGGCCAUUCUUGCAGAACAUCAGAGGGACAUUGUUGCCACGGUCCUUAUUGUUGACGCCAAGACGGAGAGAAUAAUGGGUGGGGACCGGGUUGAUUCUUCUCUCCGAUGA